Myripristis murdjan (pinecone soldierfish) is the source of this 2891-nucleotide messenger RNA. RefSeq names its product nuclear receptor interacting protein 2 (gene nrip2). Bases 535 to 1365 code for a protein of 276 amino acids. The transcript is spliced from 6 exons. Gene Ontology annotation, molecular function: aspartic-type endopeptidase activity. Gene Ontology annotation, biological process: proteolysis. Lineage: Eukaryota; Metazoa; Chordata; Actinopteri; Holocentriformes; Holocentridae. The record is from RefSeq and is a predicted model, not a curated record.
GUCACACCCGUGCUACUGUCUCACACAGACUCAUCUUGACAUUCUGAGGGAGAUGCAUGCCUACAUCAGAGGAGCAUCAGCAUCCACGGCAGGACAAUAGCUGCUACCAUCGCUGAUACAAAUACAUGCCCAGGACUACAGAGAGCACAUCAAGCUCCAACGGAAGGACAGCACCGUUUCAGAAAGGGCACCACAGCCCCAGUAGAAGAGGGGACAAAAAAAUCUCUAAUCCACUACAGGAGGAGAGGGAUUACUCUAUUUCUAAGGACCUGAAAGAGGACGUAUACAUUGCACUGGGCUGAGCUACUAUUACUCCCUGCCUUCAACCCUUAAAACCUGCCCUUCUGGGUUUAUGUGCUGCGCUGCUGCUUAGCUCUUCCUCUCAGUACACGGAGAUCCACUCACUCUCUCUUGCUGUGCCCUGGCUGCUGCGAGCUGCCAGCGCUGCUAGGUAAGGCGAACCUCCGAGUAGUGUAAAAAAUACAAACCCAAAAAAAAAAAAAAAAAACAACAACCCUGCUUUAGUGUGUGACCAUGAGUGAGGCUAAGAAAGGUGAACUAGCAAUCCGGGACAAAGCCAUCCUGCACCAGCAGAGGCGUCUGAAGCAGGCCACCCAGUUCACACACAAGGACUCGGCUGACCUCCUGCCCCUGGACGGGCUAAAAAGACUGGGCACAUCCAAAGACCUGCAACCUCAUAGCAUCGUCCAGCGCCGUCUCUUGGAGGGCAACAUCACGCGGCUGCGAGGGGAGGCCCGGGACCCCAGCGCCAGGGUUCGCUCCCCACUGGCGGACAACAAGGAUGGAGCCGCCGACGCCGAGGAGAAGAGCGAGAGCACGGCUGACGACUCCACAGAGGAGAGGGAGUCUCCGGAGGAAAGCGAGAGGAGCCUGCGGUCGGACGAGGAGGAUGACAGCAGCGAAGCCGGGGCCAGACAGAUAGCUGAGAAGAGCGAGGGCACGGGGAGCCUGACCCCCCUCACCGCCCUUCUCAUUCAGUGCAAGUGCUGUGAAACUGAAGUCAAGGCAUCCAUCAACACUGGCAGCCAACACAACCACAUCUCCACCUCCUGCUGCCGGAGGCUGGGACUGGUGCCCAGUCAGGACAGUUCCCCAUGUGGUCUGACUGGUUCCGUGACGGGUCUGCAGCUGCAACUGGGCAGACAGCGGGUCCAAUGUUCAGCCUAUGUCAAAGAGGAUGAGGCGUUUGAGCUGUGCCUGGGUCUUCAGACUCUGCUGGAACUCAAAUGCUGCUUGGACCUGAGCAGUCGGGUCCUGAAGCUGCAGGACUGCGGGGAGGAGCUGCCCUUCCUGAAGCCGCAGUCCGACAGCCAGUGCCAUCACGACACCAACGAGAACCUGUGAGCCUGAUCGAAGGGCGACGGCCACCUCCUCGCAUCCUGCUCUCGACUGGCUGCACAGCAACGUGACGUGAUGCAGUUCGUGUCUGGACUGUCUGAUCACAGUGUCUCGCACUGCCAGAACAUGGAUGAGCAUCUGCCACCGUCGUUCUUCAGUUUACAUCAUUGUGUUUGUAGAAUUAAGACAUGCACAAUUCAUGAUUAUGUCCUAUAUUAAAUUAGUCUAGAUUUACGGAGCAGAUGGAAGCCAAUCAGAGAGAGUGCGACCUUUCUGAAUCGGAUCAUUCUUCAUGAUCGUAUACUCAAACCAAUUGUGAGCUGCUAUAGAAAGCACUGAUACUCAAGGGCAAAACCAUGAUUAUCAUUUUAAAUGAAUAUAGUGAUUUGUGACUUGGUUGUAUAAAAUUACUUAGAAUCAUCUAGUAAACAACAAAACUGUUUUAUUAUACUUCGAAAUCAGUUCUGCUUUGAAUUGACAUGGCUCGUCCCAAAGUGAUGGUACUCAGGAACUGUGUUUAAAGGAAACGUGAAACGCCUUGACAUUUUUAGAGGUCUUACAUAACUAGGUGUCCAUCAGGCUACCUUGUUAAGGGACAGGAUCAGAUUCACAUCUACAACGCUUGUUAGAGAUGUGAAGAGAACAGCAUUAUUUCUGAACUCCAUUAAGCCAUAUAAAGCCCCUUCUCUCUUGCUUUCCACAUCAGACGACUGAUGUAGUUGGUUUCCCAAAUCAGGAGCAGAUUCCAGACUGUUACGUUGGCCUAAAUUAAAAUUAGUUCUCCAUUAGUCUUUUUUUUUUUUUUUUUAUGUUAAAAUAGGCUUCAGGCCAGCCUAACACAUUUGAGUCAGACUCAACGACAGAAAUAUCAAAACAUUCCAUCUGCAUGACUUUGUAAAGUUCUGCUUUUGUAUAAGUCUGCAUGUUUGUUUAAAUGUGUGAUUGUGUCCCGUUGAAAGUGUGUAUGUCUGCAGGGACUGUGUGUGUACAUGUCUGUAUGCGUGCCUUCUCGUGUGCAUGUGUGUGCGUGUUGGAGUCAAAACGGGGCUGCUUCGAAAUGGCCAGCGUUUCACAUGGGAAAAAGAAAAGGUCCUAUAUCUGUAACCACCGAGUCCACCGAGCUCCGGUUAGAACAAGCUGCCAAAAGCUGACCCGAGCUGCCUUCCCUUUUCUCUUUCAGGAGAUUUUAAUCACAAGGCUGAGGCUCUGUUCUUUGCCAAGGCCGCCCUCAAUGUUUGGUUAAGCAUCUUUCUAGCUUUCUCUUUAUUCAUAAGACCGGUCUUCUUUGUAGAUUUUAUCCUCUUGUACCACUCGUUUGCUGAGGUUAUUCACUUUGACACAUCAGGAUUGCCUGAAUUGGUCUUUCAUGAAGCGCUGACAUGGACUCAGUGGGCACCAGCCUGUUGUGAGAGAAACAAAAAAGAGCUACUCUGCCCUCCUCACUACCGUGCCACCUGGCUCUCUUGUCUCCAUGCGCUUUCGUUGUGCGGAGAACCAAGGAAUGCCUCGGUUGUGCUUACAGAAGGCCAUCA